UCCACACUCUCAAACAUUGUGCUUCAAGUUAUUGUAAUUGACGAAUUUUGAGGUCAUAUAACAAUAAAUAUUAAUCAUUUAAGAUUCUAUAUACCAGUUUUAUCGUUUAAAAGGGCAAUUGAGUGAUUUCUUAGAAGGAGUAUACAAAAGCCGCUUAAGUGCGGUGAUGGACUUGUUGAAGCAAUGGACCGAGCAAGCUAAGGUGGCCCUUACAGAAGCUCGUCAACUUUGUGGAGACGCUCAUGAAUACAAUGAAGAUGCAAAAAACUGCCUGAAAAACUCUGUUAAACAGCAUCAACAACUAAGCGAACUAGCUAAACUAACAGCUUCUCAAUGUGCCAGACUGGACUCUUCCACUUCCUUAAUAAAACAACUUUUAAAUCUUGUUCAAAAUCAUCCAACAUUUGGACAAUUAAAUGAUCUUCAUGACCGCUUAGAACUAUCGUUGAAAAGGCUUCGAGAAUGCGUUUUGGAUCCCGCUUUAGGAAGUGAGUAUCCCAAUCUUUAUUCGUUUGUCGAUGACGCAUCCCUGGAAGAUUUGAAGACAAGACUUCGAAGAGUCACAGACGGUGUAUGGAAUGCGUAUGAAAAGCUCUCUGGAUUGUUGGAAGAAGACAUAUGUGAACAAUACCACAUCCGGCUUGGAGCUAUCUCUUUAGACUUCUUACCUCCUGUGAACAAUGAUAUAGCGGAAACUUUGGCUGAAUUGCUUCUUCAGGUAGCUCAACAUUACGACCAAUGUUCUGAGGCUUUGACAAUUUAUUCCGGUCUUUCAGAUGUUGAGAAGAAGGAAUUGAUUGAGAUUUUGCGAUAUGAUUCAAAUCAUGUUCCUUCUGUGCUGAGGGAUCUUCGAACUGGCCUUGAAGAAACAAAGACUUAUCAUUCUACCGUUCUUAGAUACAAGCAAAACGUGGAUGCUAGCACGAAGAAACUUGAACAACUUGCAGAAGAGUUAAAUAAAAAUCAACUUACCAAUCGGCGUCAUGAAGCAGCGCAUGAGCUUAUGAGUGCUCACACCGGGUUGGAGAUACCCCAGUUAGCCCAAGAGCUGAUACAACUAGAAAGACACUAUACGCAAUUUGCAAAAUCCUAUUAUGCUCUCCUUCAAGAAAUACAUAGACGACAAGCUUACGAAAAGAGGGUACGCUCUGUAGUUGACAGUCUGGUAUAUAAGCUAGAACAAGAGCAGCAGACUGAAACGAAGGCUCGUAUCGACUUUUGUACACAGUACGGUGAUUAUUUGCCGCAAACAUUAUGGAAUGCGGUUACAGACCCACCUUUGCAUUUUGAGAUUAUAGAGCAUCAGUAUACUGAGCUACCAAAUGUAAAAUCUCUUGUCGACAGAAAAGCAAAAAGAGAUAAAGGCCAGCAACAAAACUCAACAAAGAGAUAAUGAAACGAGAAAUAAUGAUGAUCCCUUCUACAAUUCUUCACUUUUGAUUUCCUUUUUAUGUCAAAGCUAUAUAGAUAAGUUACGAUGAUUACUAUAAUUCUAUUCUUAUGAGAAAUUCAAUGAACAAAUACCCAAAUGAAAUUUUUAUGUAUUAUUAUAUCCUCUAUCCAUUAUCCAAAAUAAAC
Schizosaccharomyces cryophilus OY26 is the source of this 1578-nucleotide messenger RNA. Its product is annotated as autophagy associated protein kinase activator Atg17. Gene Ontology annotation, biological process: autophagosome assembly; autophagy of mitochondrion; activation of protein kinase activity. Bases 167 to 1393 code for a protein of 408 amino acids. The record is from RefSeq and is a predicted model, not a curated record. NCBI's taxonomy places the organism in Eukaryota, Fungi, Ascomycota, Schizosaccharomycetes, Schizosaccharomycetales, Schizosaccharomycetaceae. Gene Ontology annotation, cellular component: Atg1/ULK1 kinase complex; phagophore assembly site. The transcript has a single exon. Gene Ontology annotation, molecular function: molecular adaptor activity; protein kinase activator activity.